This is a messenger RNA of Didymodactylos carnosus, 579 nucleotides long. NCBI's taxonomy places the organism in Eukaryota, Metazoa, Rotifera, Eurotatoria, Philodinida, Philodinidae. The record is from the annotation of a GenBank genome assembly.
AUGAUGAGACGACUACUGUUGUUUCUCUGUAUCUUUCAUCUGGCUAUUUGUCGGCGUACAAAACGUCUAUAUUUGAUGGACACAGAUUUUGCUUUAUUUAAAUUGGAACACCAUCAGUUCUCGAUUUACGCGGAAGAAAGGGAUAAUCUUGUAUAUCAAAUAGAAUCCAAUAAUUUUUCUAGUGCUAACAUUCUAGCAUAUCCAUCGAAGCAAAUCGUGGGCAAGCUCCAGCAUCAUGCAUAUGGUAAAGAGAUUGAAGUAGCUGUGGAAGUUUUUGAUAAUCAAACUCAACGAUGGCAGAAAGGCGAGAUGGUUUAUACACCUCUUGGUUGGCUGAACGAUAAAGUCGAUAUUGAAUGGAAUGGACAAGCGUUAAAAUACAUUCGUCAGCCGGAUGAAGUGUCUGGAGCGUUUUUCAAACCUCCUGAUACAGUCUUGGCUGAACUUCAAUGUCUGAGCCAUAGACGUCGUGCAGAGUAUGAAGUAGAAAUAUACUCAAAUGAGAUUCCAGAUCCGGCUUAUCUGCUUUUUAUCGCAGCACUCACGGAAAUCAUCAGACCAUCUGGAAAAGGAAAAUAA